GUAGGAGGAGCUAACUAGCCUAGCCACCACCGAGCAGCUGAUGUUUACACCGCUGGUCCCGCCCACUCUGACCUCCUCUGCUCUCCCAUUGGCUGAAGCGAAGCGCCUGCUAAUCUGAUCCAAUCGGCGUCGAGGGCUCAUUAAUAAUGCAAUAAACUCUAACUCAAAGGUUUCCUGUAAAUGGAGAGAGGAGGAGUUACGCUGAUCCAGGUGAUGUAAGAACAUGAGAACAGGGAGGGAACCUGAAAGAGGAAGUGUUCAGUCAGUCCAGACGCCAUUUGAGUCGACGGAGCAGAAGGAUGAAGACUGUAGACUGAAGCAGGGCUGACUUCAGAUCAGAAGAUGAGUGAUUGUGUGGAGGAAGAGGAGGACGGAGCAGAGUCUCCAGUCUCUGGCUGUCUGUCUGUGAAGAGUGAUCAGUCUAAAGAUGAUCCUCUGACCUUCAGUAAUGAACCUGGACCCUCAGAGUCAAAAGUUCAGUACAGACGGAGAGCAGAGUCUCCAGUACCCAGCUGUCUGUCUGUGAAGAGUGAUCAGUCUAAAGAUGAUCCUCUGACCUUCAGUAAUGAAGCUGGACCCUCAGAGUCAAAAAAGAAGAAGAGGAGUCAUGCUUCUGUGGAGGAGCUAUCCAGAACAAGACCUGGACCUCAGACAGCCAGUCAGACCAGCACUGAGGUUGUAGAUGAACAUAAGAUCAGUCUGAAGGAGAGAUGUGAAUGUGUGACUGAAGGAACUGAUGAAACAGGAAGUGGAACCCUCCUCAACAGGAUCUACACUGAGCUCUACAUCACAGAGGGACAGAGUGAAGAGGUUAAUACCCAACAUGAGGUGAGGCAGCUUGAGACAGCGUCCAAGAAGAAGACCCUCCAUGACGCUCCAAUCAAGUGCCAGGACAUCUUUAAAGCCUUACCUGACCAACAGGGACACAUCAGAGUCGUUCUGACGAACGGCGUCGCUGGCGUUGGAAAAACCUUCUCAGUGCAGAAGUUCACUCUGGACUGGGCAGAGGGCUUGGAGAAUCAAGAUGUCAGUCUGGUGGUUCUGCUUUCGUUCAGGGAGCUGAACUUGAUCAGAGAUGAGCAGUACAGUCUUCUCAUGCUGCUCCAUGUUUUCCAUCCAACAUUACAGAAGGUCACAGCAGAGAAGCUCGCUGUCUGUAAAGUUCUGUUCAUCUUUGACGGCCUGGAUGAAAGCAGACUUUCACUGGAUUUCAAGAACAAGAAGGUUGUGUCUGAUGUCACCCAGAAGUCAUCAGUCAACGUGCUGUUGACAAACCUCAUCCAGGGGAAUCUGCUUCCCUCAGCUCUCGUCUGGAUAACUUCCCGACCUGCAGCGGCCAAUCAGAUCCCUCCUGCAUGUGUUGACAGGGUAACAGAAGUACGAGGCUUCACUGACGCCCAGAAGGAGGAGUACUUCAGGAGGAGAGUCAGUGAUGAAGAGCUGUCCAGCAGAAUCAUCUCACACGUCAAGACAUCCAGAAGCCUCCACAUCAUGUGUCUAAUCCCAGUCUUCUGCUGGAUCACUGCUACAGUUCUGGACCACAUGUUGACUACAGACCAGAGAGGAGAGCUGCCCAAGACCCUGACUGACCUGUUCUCACACUUCCUGUUGGUUCAGACAAAGAGGAAGAAGCAGAAGUACGGUGAGGGACGUGAGACGAGUCCACAGGAGCUGAUGGAGGCUGACAGAGAAGUUCUUCUGAAGCUGGGGAGGCUGGCGUUUGAACAGCUGGAGAAAGGAAACAUCAUGUUCUACCAAGAAGACCUGGAGCGGUGUGGUCUGGAUGUCACAGAGGCCUCGGUGUACUCAGGAGUUUGUACAGAGAUCUUCAAAAGAGAGAGUGUGAUCUUCCAGAAAACAGUCUACUGCUUUGUUCACCUGAGCAUUCAGGAGUUUCUGGCUGCAGCCUACAUGGUCCACUGUUACACAAACAGGAACACAGAGGUACUGGAGGCCUUCCUGGGAGAAGACUUCAAGCACAGAGAGUCAAACCCAAAGUCUCUUCUCAAGAAAAUCUCUAACAACAAUGACCAUUACCCAUCUCUGGAUGUCUUCCUGAGGAGAGCCAUGGAGAAAUCCCUUGAAAGUAAAAGUGGCCACCUGGACCUGUUUGUUCGCUUCCUUCAUGGCCUCUCUCUGGAGUCCAACCAGAAGCUCUUAGGAGGUCUGCUGGGUCAGACAGACAACAGUCCAGAAAUCAUCAAGAGAGCCAUCAACAACCUGAAGGAGAUGAACAGAGAUAAUACCUCUCCUGACAGAAGCAUCAACAUCUUCCACUGUCUGACAGAGAUGAACGACCACUCGGUACAUCAGGAGAUCCAAGAGUUCCUGAAGUCAGAGAACAGAUCAGAGAAGGAACUCUCUGAGAUCCACUGCUCAGCUCUGGCCUACAUGCUGCAGAUGUCAGAGGAGGUUCUGGAUGAGUUGGACCUGAAGAAGUACAAGACAACAGAGGAGGGACGACGGAGACUGAUUCCAGCUGUGAGGAACUGCAGAAAAGCUGAACUUUCUCACUGUGGACUCUCAGAUACUCACUGUGAAGUUGUGGCCUCAGCUCUGAAGUCCAACCCCUCCCAUCUGAGAGAGCUGGACCUGAGUCACAACCCCUACCUGCAGGAUUCAGGAGUGAAGCUGCUGUCUGCUGGACUGGAGAGUCCAAACUGUAGACUGGAGACUCUGAGAUUGAGGAGCUGCAGGUUGUCAGAGAUCAGCUUUGCUUCUCUGGCCUCAGCUCUGAAGUUCAACCCCUCCCAUCUGAGAGAGCUGGAUCUGGGACUCAACGACCUGCAGGAUUCAGGAGUGAAGAUGCUGUGUGGUUUUCUGGAGAGUCCACACUGUAGACUGGAGACUCUGAGAUUGAGGAGCUGCAGUUUGUCAGAGAUCAGCUGUGCUUCUCUGGCCUCAGCUCUGAAGUCCAACCCCUUCCAUCUGAGAGAGCUGGAUCUGAGAGAAAACAUCCUGCAGGAUUCAGGAGUGAAGCUCCUGUGUGGUUUUCUGGAGAGUCCACACUGUAAACUGGAGACUCUGAGAUUGGGGAGAUGCAGUUUGUCAGAGAUCAGCUGUGCUUCUCUGGCCUCAGCUCUGAAGUCCAACCCCUCCCAUCUGAGAGAGCUGGAUCUGCAUGAAAACAAGCUGCAGGAUUCAGGAGUGAAGUUGCUGUGUGGUUUUCUGGAGAGUCCACACUGUAGACUGGAGACUCUGAGAUUGUGGUGCUGCAGUUUGUCAGAGAUCAGCUGUGCUUCUCUGGUCUCAGCUCUGAAGUCCAACCCCUCCCAUCUGAGAGAGCUGAAGCUGGAUGACAACAAGCUGCAAGAUUCAGGAGUGAAGCUCCUGUGUGGUUUUCUGGAGAGUCCACACUGUAAACUGGAGACUCUGGGAUUGAGUCUCUGCAGUUUGUCAGAGAUCAGCUCUGCUUCUCUGGACUCAACUCUGAAGUCCAACCCCUCCCAUCUGAGAGAGCUGGAUCUGAGCCUCAACAAGCUGAAGAAUUCAGGAGUGAAGGUGCUGUGUGAUCUUGUGGAGAGUCCACGCUUUAGAGUGGAGUCUCUGGAGAUCGACAAGAAGGACUACACAGCUGCCGGACACAAAGAGUAUGUCAAACUGAAUGAGGGAAUAAAGCUACCUGAGGACGACGAAAAGGCUCCAACAUCCUUCUCACCUGAGCAGACAGCUGGAUCUUCAUACAGGAUCAACAUGAAGGACUACAGAGCUGCCAAACACAAAGAAUGUGACUCAGAUGUCAAACUGAAUGAGGGAAUAAAGCUACCUGAGGACGAGGAAAAGGCUCCAACAUCCUUUUCACCUGAGCAGACAGCUGGAUCUUCAUACAGCUUCAGGUGUCCUGGUCCAGGUGUGUUCCAGUGUGCUUUGACUGGACUGGUGUUCGUCAUGGCUCAGGAGGCGGAGCUACAGUACAGGACCGUCCAAUGGGAUGAGAGCUUCCUCCAUUCAGCUGGCAAAAUGGCCGCAGGGCCGCUGUUCAACAUCAAGUGUUCUGAGGAUGCUGCUCUCCGUCAGCUCCACCUCCAACACUGUGACACAAAGGAAGCAUUGCUCUGUGACGGCCUGUUGUCUGUCGCUCACAUCUCUGAUUAUGGAAUGAGCAUCUUGGAGCCGCUGGAGAUUACAGACACUCAUGUGGUUGUGAAGAUCUCUCACCUCUCUGCCUUUGGCCUGAUCUGGGAUCCGAUUCUUAGGAUUCAGAACCUCAUAUGGCCGAUAAAUGGACAAGUUCUGCUGUUCCUCCGACCGCCCACCAGAACACAACAAGUACUCAAUGUCUUUCUGCUGAACAGCAACGUCGAUGUAACCGAGGUUGAGGCCCGACAAAGAGGUGCUACGUACAUCCCGAUCUCUGCCGACUGUCUUCUCAACUUUGGUCAAAGUUACAGUGUCCACUGUGAACCUGAGGGCUUCACAAUACAAUCUGAACGUGCACAAUUUGACUCAGAUUAUGGACCAAAUUACCAUCCCACAUUUGAGGUUUUCCUGACUACGAUCCCAGAGAAAGUGACUUUGAUGGUCCGGGAUCAAGAGGGGACGGACAUCUGGAAACAUGAAGUGUGUCUGAAAGAUGUCAAACUGAAUGAGGGAAUAAAGCUACCUGAGGACGAGGAAAAGGCUCCAACAUCCUUCUCACCUGAGCAGACAGCUGAAUCUCCAUACAGCUUCAGGUGUCCUGGUCCAGGUGUGUUCCGGUGUGCUUUGACUGGACUGGUGUUCGUCAUGGCUCAGGAGGCGGAGCUACAGUACAGGACCGUCCAAUGGGAUGAGAGCUUCCUCCAAUCAGCUGGCAAAAUGGCCGCAGGGCCGCUGUUCAACAUCAAGUGUUCUGAGGAUGCUGCUCUCCGUCAGCUCCACCUCCAACACUGUGACACAAAGGAAGCAUUGCUCUGUGACGGCCUGUUGUCUGUCGCUCACAUCUCUGAUGAUGAAAUGAGCAUCUUGGAGCCGCUGGAGAUUACAGACACUCAUGUGGUUGUGAAGAUCUCUCACCUCUCUGCCUUUGGCCUGAUCUGGAAAAAGAUUCGGAACAAGAUAUGGCCGAUAAAGGGCCAAGUUCUGCUGUUCCUCCGACCUCCCACCAGAACACAACAAGUACUCGAUGUCUUUCUGCUGAACAGCAACGUCCCUGUAAGCGAGGUUGAGGCCCGACAAAGAGGUGCUACGUACAUCCCGAUCUCUGCCAAGUGUCUUUUCAACUUUGGUCAACGUUACAGUGUCCACUGUGAACCUGAGGGCUUCACAAUACAAUCUGAAUGUACACCAUUUGACUCAGAUUAUGGACCAAAUUACCAUCCCACAUUUGAAGUUUUAAUGACUACGAUCCCAGAGAAAGUGACUUUGACGGUCAAGGCUCAAGAGAGGACAGACGACGUCUGGAAACGUGAAGUGUGUCUGACAGAUCUAACAAUGGAAAUCCCUCAGAGGAACGUCCCAGCAGAGGACAGCGUCCCACCAGAGGACAGCGUCCCACCAGAGGACAGCGUCUCACCAGAGGAGAGGCUGCGGUUGGUUCGAACAAAGUUUGUAGAGGGAAUGUCUGAUCCUAAUCUGAACAAGCUUCUGGAUGAACUCUUUCAGCGUCGCGUCAUAAGCGAUGGUGAAAUGCAGUCAAUCAGAACAAAAACCAGGGCAGAUAAAGCACGAGACCUGAUCGACACGGUGCGACUAAAGGGAACUGAAGCCAGCUCAGUUCUGAUCGCUGCUCUCCGUAAGGACGAUCCGUGGGUGUUCAGAUCUUAGGCUGAAGCAAAAGCUAGAAGCUGGAGUGUGAUGAUGAAUCUCUAUAAUAUCUGGCUGUUUCAGAGACUCACAUCACUUAUUGUUGUCUUUAAAUGAUAAAUCCCGUCGUGGAAGCCUGUGUGGACUUUCACUCUGAAGGUGAUUCACUGAAGUUUGGGG
Sebastes umbrosus (honeycomb rockfish) is the source of this 5904-nucleotide messenger RNA. RefSeq names its product NACHT, LRR and PYD domains-containing protein 12-like. The record is from RefSeq and is a predicted model, not a curated record. Gene Ontology annotation, molecular function: protein binding. The coding region runs from base 343 to 5745 and encodes 1800 amino acids. Lineage: Eukaryota; Metazoa; Chordata; Actinopteri; Perciformes; Sebastidae. The transcript has 31 exons. Gene Ontology annotation, biological process: regulation of apoptotic process.